Gadus morhua (Atlantic cod) is the source of this 2107-nucleotide messenger RNA. RefSeq lists its product as uncharacterized. The transcript has 7 exons. The coding region runs from base 338 to 1048 and encodes 236 amino acids. The record is from RefSeq and is a predicted model, not a curated record. Lineage: Eukaryota; Metazoa; Chordata; Actinopteri; Gadiformes; Gadidae.
CUUACCGAACAUAAUAGAAUACAGGAGUCUGUCUCCGUAAUAAAGCGUAGGAACAACAUGCUUGGAGUUCCUCUUUGUUCAAUCGGGCUGCUACUUAUUGCCCUCAUUCACACCGCUGUAACCAAAAACCACCUCGUGGUGGGGGGAGUGGGUCACACAGUUAUCCUGCCCUGCGUCUCUCAUUUGGAGGGAUCCUGCUCCGACAUACAAUGGUCUCAUAACACGAAAAGUGGUAGUACCCUUGUCGGUAGUAUCUCCAGAAGAGAAGCAGCGAACACUGGUAGAUUUAACAUUUGGUCAGAUUGUUCUUUACACAUCAACAACAUCACCAAAGUCGAUGUUGGAGGCUGGAGCAUAUUGGUGCAGUACAGAUCCGGAUGAUUUGCAAAUUCUGUCUCUAAUUACUGUUUCCUCCCAGCCGCGGUCUAACCGGUUGCCCGGAGCCAAUGUUACCUUAAGCUGUAGUCUGGUCACGUACCAGGGACCUGAUCAGCGUUUCAGCUCUCUGUAUCGAGGUUUGUCUCUCAAGUGGCAGGAUGAUAACCGACCGGACAACAUGCUCGCCGGACAGUCGGGCACCGAAUGUGAAGUCUGGCUGAGGGUCAACAUUCAGCCUGGCAGCCGCUUCAGCUGCCUGGCUUUGGUCAAACACCAGGUCCAGAGCAGGGUGGAGUUCCCCGUCCGUAUCCGAGUUAAGGGAAGAGGCCUUCCCAUGCCUAAAUUAGAAAAUGACGAACAAGACUGGGGCGGUGUCAACAACAGCCAGCUGAUCAUCUCUGUGGCAGUGGUGGGCUGUGCCAUGAUGGUGGUGCUUGCUCUGAUCGUAGUGUGGAAGAAGAAGAAGAGGAAACCAAAUGACCAGCUUGUUGCCUGUCCAGAGACUCCCUUGCAUGUUAACACUGGGAUCAAUACGGAUGGGGCCGCCACUGCAGAGGAUGUCACCUACGCUGACUUAACGCUUGCUGGCAUGGCGGACAGGAAGUGGGAGACAGAGAAUGAAGACACCGUUUAUGCUGGCAUACAACCCAUCGGUCGCGAUAAUGUUUGAUUGGCAUUACCUGGUAACACAAACCGGCCUAUGACAGGUUACUCAUACAAUAGCAUCGAUUAGCCAAUAGAGGAGUAUUUGAGUCCAUGUUUACAUCUUAUCCUACGUUUUUAAAACUGCAUGUAAUAUGUGCUAUGGUCCAUGAUCAGUCCAUAUUUAGUAAUAAUAAUUAAUCAAAUUUAAGAAUAUAUAUCUAUUAGGGCCACGUUGAUAAAAGGUAAAGUCAAACUAUUCUCGAAUUGAAGUCAUACUACAAUUUUGAGAAUAAAGUUGAAUGAAUUGAAAUAUUAUGAGAAUAAACAUUGUCAUAUUAUGAGAAUAAAGUGGUAGUUCUAGUCUGUGUGUGUUUUUUUAUAAGACAUAUCAGACGAGUCUACUCCCCGGCAUUAAAAUGAGGAACGUGGAGCAUCUUGUGAAGUUGUACUACAGUAUAGGUUUCACAAAUAAGGAAAUACUUGAUCUUUUGGCCCGUCAGCACCGCGUUUUCAUAUAUAUACAUAUAUAUUUGGGUUAGAUCAUAGCUAUAUAUCACACUCCACAGGCCCCUUGCCACACCACAGGCCCCUGCUCCAGGGCUGCAGCUGAAUGCUAUUGCUAUGCUAUGCUAAUGCUAUGCUUUUUUUGGCCAAUUGAAGUGUAGGCCUACUUCUUCAAUGAGUUAAGUAAACGAUUGUGAUACUGUUCACAUCCACUUACAAAUGUUUAAAAGUUAAAAUGUUUAAGAUGAGAAAGAAUUGUGAAAUGAGAUGAGGGGUAUAUAGGGGUUUAAAGGGAAAUGGGGGGCGAUAACCGAUAUGUUGUAGGUAUGCGUAUGCAUUAUGUACGCCUACACAUUAUAGUUUUUCAGAACGAUACAGCUAUAUUGCUGAUAAAAAAUGUUUUACACAAAAUGCAUGCACCACAAAGAAUAUUAAAAUAACUAGAACCAUUAUCCUCAAAUAAAUACAUCUAACUUAUAUGGGAAUGUCAGGAUUUUCAGUAUGGUAAUGAAUGUUUUUGCAAUGAAUCCCUUGAUUUUGGUGUGGACAUUAAAUGUGGGACAUCCCUGAAACUAUAAAA